This is a messenger RNA of Myripristis murdjan (pinecone soldierfish), 1393 nucleotides long. It is a transcript of the gene fgfbp1a, whose product is annotated as fibroblast growth factor binding protein 1a. Gene Ontology annotation, biological process: cell-cell signaling. The record is from RefSeq and is a predicted model, not a curated record. Lineage: Eukaryota; Metazoa; Chordata; Actinopteri; Holocentriformes; Holocentridae. The transcript is spliced from 2 exons. Gene Ontology annotation, molecular function: growth factor binding. The coding region runs from base 87 to 680 and encodes 197 amino acids.
UUCAGGAGACUCUCAGCUCUCAGGUGUCACCACGGAAAACAGUUUCCCAUCUAAAAGCAACAGGGUUUUGGAGAGGUGUUUGCUUCAUGGCUCUGCUCACCAACUUCACUGUCCUGCUGGUGCUGGCCUGUAUCUCCCAGCAGCUGGUGAUGAGCAGCUCUCAGAAGGGCACCGGGCGGAAGGGAAGAGCGGACAGAAAAGACAGAGACAGCAGAGGUCGGCAACCUCACCCAGUCAUGCCGCUGCCAGUUAAGGGGAAACUGGUCGCCAAAGACAAGUCGCAGUGCACUUGGGUUGCAACAGGUGAGGACCUUUUCACCCUUGGAGUGAACUGCAGGAAAGGAGACAAGAGCUUCAGCUGUGAAUACACCGCCAAACCAAAUGCUUGUCCCCUGUAUGCUUCUAGCGCCGAACUGUACUGGAAGCAAAUUGCAAGAGCGCUAAGGAAGCAGAGGAAGUUGUGCCAGGACAGCGAUGCUCUGAUCAGGGCAGGGAUGUGCAGGAAAUCUCCCAGAGAUGCUCACUUCAGACUCAGCAGCGCCCCGCCUUCCCCGCUCGGCCUUGCUGCUGUCAAAUCAUGCAAACCUGUGAACCAGAAGUUGGCGGAGGAAUAUUGCAGUAACUCCUGGACGAGUGUUUGCACGUUCUUCUUUUCUAUUGUUCAAAAUGGCGAUUGCUGAGGAGAAAAUAUUCAAGAAACUACAGUAAAUUCAGCUCUGCACAGUCACAUCACUGCUUGGCUCAUUAGAGACUCUGCCAACAGUUCAUCUGCUCAACCUCUGAUAUUGCUUUAUGUAUUUUCCCUUAGGACAUACUUGAUAUAGUUAAUGACAUACUUCUAAGCCAAUACUAUGAGACUGGAGAUAAGCUUAUAAUACUGCAUAGUCUAAAGUAGUAGUCUUUGUUCACUUGCAAAUACAUAUAAACACACCAUGUAAGUACAGGGGCCCUUUACCCUGUUAUUAUUCCUGGAAUGCAUUUAUUCUUGUGUUUUUAUCUGAAGACAUUUGGUUCCCAUCAUCUUCAUUGAAACAACAUGAUGUUCUUGGUCUAAGAACGCCUUGUCCUUUCCAAGAGAAUAAUUCUGCAUUUGGGUAUGUCCCUUUUUUUUUUUUUUUUCCCUGAGUCUCUGCUCUCUCAGAAUGUAUAUGCCCAGUCCUGGAGGCAGAUUAGGAGUCUGAGCAUGUUGGGUAAUGACAUAGUAAUUUAACCAGAGGGAAUGUUUUUUAAGGAGACUUACCCUGCAUUCUUUGGCAUCAACAAGUUCAAGGUUUCUUGCUCUCUGGGUGAAAACAUUUAAAAGGUAAUUUACACGACCUGCAAAGUUGCAUCAGGGUGCAUGAAAAAGGCUUGUUAAAUAAAAAUAAAUAAAUAAAAUGGUUGGAAAGAUGAA